Paraglomus occultum is the source of this 1454-nucleotide messenger RNA. The record is from the annotation of a GenBank genome assembly. Lineage: Eukaryota; Fungi; Glomeromycota; Glomeromycetes; Paraglomerales; Paraglomeraceae.
UGAGCGAGCGUGCAUCGAAGAGACCCCGUAUUGAUACAACAGCUACCAUUUGUCAAAAACUAAUAUCUAAAUUUGAAACGAUCCCAACCCGUGCAGAUCAACUCGAACCUUUAAUAAAUUCACAACUUCUUUGCAAGCUGCCAGCGUCCAGGAACGAGGAGGAAAAGGACUCCGAACUUGUGGGAUUGAUCUAUACAAAUGAAGACGACCGUUAUGGUGAUUUGGCUUACCAUAUUUCUGUAGCGCUAUGUAAACAGUUUAACGACAAUGUCUCGGACAUUGAAAGUGAGGAUGAUGUGCACCACGUCAUAGAUUGUCUGAUCAAAGAUACAUUCCGUCUGUUUAAUCGUAAUGCUGUGCCUGGGAGUCUAGAUCUUAUGAUUUGUCGUAACACUGUAGAUAGGGGGGUGACGACCAUGACAGUAGGUACUUGUCGGCCAGAUUUCCUUGUUCACAAUAAAAACGUUCUUGUACUCAAGGGCGAGGAGAAGGCUACUCCGAAUAUGUUUCAAGAUGCUUUGGGUGACCUCACGAAUAAGUUCGAUAAGCUCGAUCCUCUUUUUUUUGGCGAUCAACAAUUUCUUAUCUGUUAUGCUGUGGCUGGAUGGAAAAUCGGCUUCUAUGCUAUUGACGGUACACCAGAGGCCGCGUCGAAACCUAGUCGUUUAGUCACUCUGUCACCUCAAUUCGACCUCCGGAAAGUCACAGAUCGGAUCACUGUUAUUUCUGUGGUCAUCAAUAUAUUGCGAAUUUUGGUGACAAUAGGACCUUCUCUUUCUAAUGAUGUUAUUCCUCUCUAUUUACCAAUUCAACAAGAUUCGGGCUCAACAAUUACAUUUAAUGACGACUCAGUCGUAAAGGAGCUUAGUUUCAAAUACCUUCCAUAUGUUGAUGGCAGUUUGAAAGAGCGUAUUGCAUUUCUAACAGAAAUGUAUGAUCAUGCAAAGGGAUGUUUGAGUCUUGUUCAGCUUGCAAAGGCACCUAUCAAAAGUCGCUUGACAUACAGAUUGAUUAUGACUACGCGUGGCAUUCGAAGGUUACCGUGUAAUGAGACUGAGUUACGUUCGAUGGCAAGAAGCUUACUUGUUGGGCUGGACUGUCUGCACAGCGGCAAUUAUGUGCAUCGCGAUAUUCGAGAACCCAAUGUCCUGUUUGUGCCUGAAAACCCUGCUGGUUCGAAAUAUGUACUCAUAGACUUCGAACAUGGUGGUAAAGCUAAUGAGAAGAUGAAUGAACGACUAAGUGGUUGGGAUCAUAGGACCCUUUCCAACAGCAAAUAUACUACGUUGUCUGACAUAUACCAGUUGGGGAAACUGAUAGAAAGGCUUAUACUGCACUUUCGAAUGCCAAUUUCAGAUAAUGGAAAGACUUUUGUGAUGACGUUGAAGGAGAAAAAAAUGAAUGCUAAACAGGCGCUUCAACACGCAUGGAUCACAGAUACAAACUUUCAAUAA